UAGGCGAUUUUCAUUAGAAUUCGUCAACAAUCCACGGAUAAAAAAUCGAUUUUAGUGAGAAAUUGAAGAUAAUUUUCGGGCGUUAGACGACGAAUUGCGAAGAUGAAUUACAUGGCAAAGGGUCCGCCUACGGCGAAAGAUCAAUCGCCAAACGGAGGAAAUCGCCCAAUGGGACAACAACCGGCAGGCAAUACUCCUCAAAUGGAGCCAAAUAAUGCGUUUCAACAAACGCCGCAGCAAAUCUUGUCGACAAUUCAGCAGCAAAUGUACAUGCAACAGGCUGGUCAAGUGUUGGCUCACGCUCAAAAUUGGGCAAAUUUGGCGCAACAACAAACGGUUUCAUCUUCGCCAUUGGCUCCUUUAAUGCAGCAGACUUUGCAGCAACCUUUGAUGCCGAAUCAAGUCACGACGGCGCCUCAGCAAUUGCCUCAAAAUCCUCCUCAGCAACAAUCCCAAUCGAAUGUCACCAUAUCAAAAGUACCGACCCCAAGCGUUUCCGUUAAUCAAGCAGCUGUUUCGGUUCCUUCGACGCCUCCGCAGCCGCAAACAGCGAACAAUCAACAACAAACUCCCGCUGCUCAAAUCCCGAUAACGCAAUCUUUGGCGCCAACAACGACAGCAAAUCCCGUAAAUGCAUCGCAAAAUAAUGCACAAUCGCCGCAAGCUGCUAAAGUUGUCCCUAAUAACGUUUCGCCGCCUACGAAACCUCCCGCUUUGACGCCGUUAUCGCAAACAACAACAACACCGCCCAAGCCUCCUCAAGCCCAAACGAGUCCCGCGAAGCUUGAAUCGCCGCCUAAAACAGCAACGACUCCCGCGAAAGAAGGAACGCCUGUUUUGCCGCCUCGACCUGUAUCGCAUCAAAACACGAUUGCAACCUCAAUUGUUCAGAAAACUCCGACAAAAAGUAAUUUCAAGUUGGCAACUGUUUCUCCGCGAAUCAAGACGACGCCCAAAAAGAGUCCUCCUGUCAACGUUCCAUCGUCGCAGCAGCAACAGCAACGUUCAGUUCCUUCUUCUCCUCCUCCUGCUACAAAUACUGCUUCAACGGAUCGUCCCAAUGCGAUGAUAAAGUCGAAGGAAACAACUCCCGUUAAACCCGCAGUAACAACAUCUCCAAAAGUUGAACAAAAAUCACCCCCGAAAACGACGCAAGAAGCGACGAAACCCUCUCCCGUCGCAAAUAACGUGACAACAUCACCGAAUUCUGCUCAAACUAACAACGUAACGUCGUCAUCUCCGCAAAAGAAAGAAACUCCUGAAGUUGUCAAAGCACCUGAAGCUGUCGAGGUAAAAUCGACUCCAGCGAAAACGGAAGUUCCGAAGGAAGUUUCUCCCAAAACUGCUGAAAAGAAGGAAACUCCGCCUCAGGUCAAGGCAGAAGUGACAAAAAAGACACCCGCUGCAAAACCCAAAGCAGAACGAAAAGCUCAAGUUACGCCGAAAGUCGAGCCAAAAGCUUCUACCUCACAGGAUGACGGAACAGGCAGAACAAAACGCGCCCGCAAAGAAGUUCAACCUUUCCAAAGCCCAAUUCCCGAAAUUGAGAAUGCUAAAAAGGCUUCUAUUACGCAAAAAGCAUCUGCGAGCAAAGAACCCGCAGAUAAAUUGAUCAUUUUUUACAAAAACGAAUUUCUUGCCGUGCGUAAUGCUGAUGGCGGAUUCUACAUAUGCCAAGCUGUCUCGAACGUCACGAAAAAAGGUCAACGCAUCAACAUUCGAUGGUACAACGAAGAAGAUCCCGGAUCAGGCAUUUACAUUCCCGAUUAUUUCGACAAAACUGAGUUUGAAUGCGUUUUAACGACAGUCGAGUUGGAAAAAUCAGGAAAAUCUAAUUAUAAAAUACCUGAGCCCGAAUUGAAACGAGUUCAGCAUAUCUUGAAGAAUGCAUUGGAUGUUGAGAAAGGAAUUGUUCCCAAACCAGAAAUCACGGAAGAAAAUCCUGAUGGGCUCGAUUUAUCUCUUUACACGAACGAGUCACAAUUGGAAAGACCUUCUGAUGAACCAACAACACCAAAAUCGAGCAAGAAAACCAACACAACAAAGAAAUCAACGGCAAAGAAGUCAAAUAAGCGAGCUCAUGAUGAUUCCGAAGACGAUGAUGACUCGGAUUAUGUUGUUUUGGCAAAAGCUGCAAAGGUUAGUCAACCGCCUCGAGAGAAAUCACAACGUGCUACUGCUCCAGAUACGAAGAAACGGAAAGCACCUGAGCCCGUAAAAGCUCCUCCUGCUAAAAAAGUCGCUGCAGCUCCUGCUAAAAGUGCAAAAGCAACUGAAGUUGAAAAACCCGCUGAAAAGCCUCAAAAGAAAGAAACAGCAAAACCAGCUAACACAAAAAAGCCUGUAGCAGCUAAACAACCUCCCGCGAAAAAGGCAACGACAACAGAAAAACCAUCAGCAACAACGAAAAAGGAGACGCCAGCAACAGGAAGACCGACACGCGCUGCAAAAAAAUGAAAAACGAGUGAAAAAAGUCACUUUAGUACAUAAUUGAUAAAAGCAGAAAACAUUAGAUAGUAAAAUGUUGAAUAUUUCUAUAUGAUUGUGUAUUGUGUGACAUGUGUAAUUUUUUUUUGACUGUGCGAAAAAAUGUCAUUUUCUUAACAGAAAUUCAUAAUUUUCGAAAAUCAGGAAAUUCUUUUUUUAUAUCUCGAAUUUUUCUCAAAUUUAAAAAUUUGCUUAGAAUAUCAUUAAUUAUUAUAUUAAACAAUAUAAAUAUAUAUAUGAUAAAAAUUAUUAGGUAAGAUAGUAGCGAUAUAAUGUUAAGCUAAAAUAAAGAAAAAGGUGUAAUACAAAAAAUAAAAUAAAUAAUAAAAAUGACACGUUAUAGAAAAAUUUUCGAGAGCGAAAUUUAAGUAUGCACAAAA
Messenger RNA from Culicoides brevitarsis, 2867 nucleotides. RefSeq names its product proteoglycan 4-like. Bases 103 to 2457 code for a protein of 784 amino acids. The transcript is spliced from 6 exons. Lineage: Eukaryota; Metazoa; Arthropoda; Insecta; Diptera; Ceratopogonidae. The record is from RefSeq and is a predicted model, not a curated record.